Cladocopium goreaui is the source of this 2208-nucleotide messenger RNA. The record is from the annotation of a GenBank genome assembly. Lineage: Eukaryota; Dinophyceae; Suessiales; Symbiodiniaceae.
AUGGCCAUCCCUCCGAGACAGAGCGGACUUGUAGCUCCGCCGCGAGAGCCGCGAGCACAACUUGACGCAUUUGCACCUGGUGCACCAGGCAAAGCACCGCCUCCACCACCGGAAGGUUUCAGUGGAGUCUUCAAAGCAGAAGCCACACCGAAGGCUAAAACUGCAGCUGCACCGGCUGAGCCAAAAGUUGCGAAAGAGGCGUCUUCAUCGGUGAAGCAUGUGUAUUUUGAUUUCGACCAGACGAUUUCCAAAGUGCACGUCUUCAAGCAACUGGCUGGAUGGGAGCCUGGUGUUGCAGGGCAACAUUCUUUGUCGGAACGGGGGCAGAUUCAUCGGUUGAAGCUUCUGAAUGAUUCAUCUCAGUAUCAGUACCAGCCCAAUGGCCAUGUGGUGCCUUGUCGAGCUGGUGUGAAGGGGGCUGCAUCGUGGACAGCUGGACCAGACCGAGUGGAAGAGCUACGUGGUUUUUUUUCAGAUUUGAAAGCAGCUGGCGCCAAGCUCACAAUCAUAACCAAGGGCAAUGUGGGUGCCUGCCGCUUUUUACUCCAAGAAGAGGGUCUACUGGGAUUUUUCGAGAAGGUCUUUGGCAUGUUGGGCCAGUUCUAUGGUGAGUCUGAGUUCGAUCAAGAGAACAAGCAGCCAUCCGAGCUGGAAGGUACUCCAGACUGUCAACUUCCAGACAUGAAGGUAAAUCUGAUUCAAGCACUGAUGUCUAAGGCAGGUUUGAGCACGAACGAGGCUGCUUUGGUGGAGGAUGAUGCAGCAGAGAUAGCUUCUGUCAAAGGUGUUUGUCGCAGUGUCUUUGUGUCAGAGCGGAAGGGCAUGACUGCAGGAGAAAUGCAGGAGUUGAGAUCCAUGGUAGGAGUCCAAAAAGAAGCAGCCCAAGCCAAGAGCACAGCAGCUCCCAAGGAAAUUCCAGCAACAUCCAAAGUGCAAUCAGCAGCUGUGCCGCCGCCACCUCCCACUGGUUUCGCAGGAAUUUGUCAUGCAGCCGCCAAGGGCAAAGCACCGCCUCCACCACCGGAAGGUUUCAGUGGAGUCUUCAAAGCAGAAGCCACACCGAAGGCUAAAACUGCAGCUGCACCGGCUGAGCCAAAAGUUGCGAAAGAGGCGUCUUCAUCGGUGAAGCAUGCGUAUUUUGAUUUCGACCAGACGAUUUCCAAAGUGCACGUCUUCAAGCAACUGGCUGGAUGGGAGCCUGGUGUUGCAGGGCAACAUUCUUUGUCGGAACGGGGGCAGAUUCAUCGGUUGAAGCUUCUGAAUGAUUCAUCUCAGUAUCAGUACCAGCCCAAUGGCCAUGUGGUGCCUUGUCGAGCUGGUGUGAAGGGGGCUGCAUCGUGGACAGCUGGUGCUUUGGGAGGACCAGACCGAGUGGAAGAGCUACGUGGUUUUUUUUCAGAUUUGAAAGCAGCUGGCGCCAAGCUCACAAUCAUAACCAAGGGCAAUGUGGGUGCCUGCCGCUUUUUACUCCAAGAAGAGGGUCUACUGGGAUUUUUCGAGAAGGUCUUUGGCAUGUUGGGCCAGUUCUAUGGUGAGUCUGAGUUCGAUCAAGAGAACAAGCAGCCAUCCGAGCUGGAAGGUACUCCAGACUGUCAACUUCCAGACAUGAAGGUAAAUCUGAUUCAAGCACUGAUGUCUCAGGCAGGUCUGAGCACGAACGAGGCUGCUUUGGUGGAGGAUGAUGCAGCAGAGAUAGCUUCUGUCAAAGGUGUUUGUCGCAGUGUCUUUGUGUCAGAGCGGAAGGGCAUGACUGCAGGAGAAAUGCAGGAGUUGAGAUCCAUGGUAGGAGUCCAAAAAGAAGCAGCCCAAGCCAAGAGCACAGCAGCUCCCAAGGAAAUUCCAGCAACAUCCAAAGUGCAAUCAGCAGCUGUGCCGCCGCCACCUCCCACUGGUUUCGCAGGAAUUUGUCAUGCAGCCGCCAGGGGCAAAGCACCGCCUCCACCACCGGAAGGUUUCAGUGGAGUCUUCAAAGCAAAAGCCACACCGAAGGCUAAAGCUGCAGCUGCACCGGCUGAGCCAAAAGUUGCCAAAGAGGCGUCUUCAUCGGUGAAGCAUGUGUAUUUUGAUUUCGACCAGACGAUUUCCAAAGUGCACGUCUUCAAGCAACUGGCUGGAUGGGAGCCUGGUGUUGCAGGGCAACAUUCUUUGUCGGAACGGGGGCAGAUUCAUCGGUUGAAGCUUCUGAAUGGGGGCAGAUUCAUCGGUUGA